Xiphophorus couchianus (Monterrey platyfish) is the source of this 4803-nucleotide messenger RNA. RefSeq names its product D(1) dopamine receptor-like. The transcript has a single exon. The record is from RefSeq and is a predicted model, not a curated record. Gene Ontology annotation, cellular component: plasma membrane. Lineage: Eukaryota; Metazoa; Chordata; Actinopteri; Cyprinodontiformes; Poeciliidae. Gene Ontology annotation, molecular function: dopamine neurotransmitter receptor activity, coupled via Gs; G protein-coupled receptor activity. Gene Ontology annotation, biological process: adenylate cyclase-activating adrenergic receptor signaling pathway; positive regulation of MAPK cascade; G protein-coupled dopamine receptor signaling pathway. Bases 120 to 1484 code for a protein of 454 amino acids.
GCAGCACAGAUUAGUCUGGACUCAGCAUGCUGCGCCAUUCCCACUGUAACUGCGUGCGGCUUUUAACCUAUUAAUAUAGGUCUUGCAGUUUGCCAUGCGGUCCUUUUUGGCUCUGGACAAUGAAUAACACCACCGGCUUGGCGCUGGUUGGAGCGGGCAGCCGGGAAGACCCGCCGGCGCACAGAGCUCUCACUGGAUGCGUCCUGGUGCUGCUCAUCAUUUGGACGCUUGUGGGCAACAUGACCGUGUGCGCGGCCGUGUAUCGCUACCGCCACCUGCGCGCCAAGGUGACCAACAUCUUCAUCGUGUCCCUGGCUCUGUCGGAUCUCCUGGUCGCGGUGCUGGUGAUGCCGUGGAAAGCCGCGGCUGAAGUGGCCGGCUUCUGGCCGUUCGGCGGCUUCUGUAAGACAUGGCUGGCCUGCGACAUCAUGUGCUCCACGGCCUCCAUCCUCAACCUAUGCGUGAUCAGCGUGGACCGAUACUGGGCAAUCUCCAGCCCGUUUUGCUACGAGCGGAGCAUGAACAAGAGGGUGGCCUUCGUGAUGAUCGGGGUGACGUGGACAGUGUCCGUUGUGAUCUCCUUUGUUCCCGUGCAGCUAGACUGGCACCGGGCGGAAAUCAGUGACCCCGGCGGGCGCGUGGUUCCACACCUGGAGAGCACCGAGGGGAGCUGUGACUCGAGUCUGAGCCGCACUUACGCAAUCUCUUCCUCCCUUAUCAGCUUCUACAUCCCCGUUGUGAUCAUGAUCGUCACCUACACCCGGAUUUACCGGAUUGCCCAGACGCAGAUCCGGGUAAUAUCUUCCUUGGAGCGCGCGGCGGAGCACGCCCAGAGCUGCCGGUCGCACGUGCCCGAGCUGUUCCCGCACAUGUGCACAGACAUCGGUGCCAGCUCCUACCAGUCCCGCAUCAGCAUCCACCCUGAUUCCCAGUGCCCCAAUAAGUCACACCGGGAGCUCAGAGUCUCCAUCAGGAAAGAGACCAAAGUGCUGAAGACUCUGAGCAUCAUAAUGGGAGUUUUCGUUUGCUGCUGGCUGCCCUUCUUCAUCCUGAACUGCGCUUUACCUUUCUGCCCCGGACCAGGGGCCCCUGGAGCCCACCGCGGCCCCUGCUGUGUCAGCGAGAAAACCUUCGAUGUGUUCGUGUGGAUCGGGUGGAGUAACUCCUCCCUAAACCCCAUUAUUUAUGCGUUCAACGCGGACUUUAGAGAUGCCUUCCUUCGCCUGUUGCGCUGCCGCGGAGGAGGCUUUCUGUCGGCGGUGAGUACAGCGGUGGAGACCAUGCUGGCGAACAACGAGGCCGGGCAACAGAGGCGAGACAGCACCCUGAAGGCAAAGUUGAGCGUGUCCACGAACACGCGGGGGAGUCAGGACAGCGGAAACACCACGGUGGCCGUGUUUUAUCACCGAGGGGCCACGAUGGAACAAGGGACGGACACUGAGGAAAGAUUUGACAAAGACCGAUUGACACAAAUACCCAGAUAAUUUUAAAAUUUCCAGCCACGCUGAUCUUCUUUUAGUCUGUUUUUAGUCGAUAUUAAAUAAUUUUGUCCAUCAAACAAGUUCUUUAAGGAAAGGAAAAUCACUUAUUUUCACUUGAUAGCCUAGAAGUAUGGGGGACUAAAAGUGUUACAAUUCAAAUAGCCAAAAACAAGUAGUUGUAGUUUAAUGGGUUUCCUUAACUAAUUAAAACUGGAAACAAACACGUGAAUAACUAUUCUAACACUUUUAUGCAUUAGUUGUGAUAAUCAUGCAAAAAAUGCAGAAUUGUUUUGUUUUCAAUCUGUUUUUGACGCUUUUAGUUUAAGAAAUAUGGCGGCUAAACCAGUGCGGCAACACACUUUUACAUUUUCUAACAUUGUUCACUUUUAUGAGAAAAAGAAACUAACCCUAGCCUAAAUGUUUCCCAUUAAUCCAUCAGCUCUUUGCUGAUGACUCCUUCAGAAAAAAACUCAAGUGAAAAUACACAGUGAAACUUAAUGAGAGCCAUCUAUAAACUCAGUGAAAUGCAAACCCAAGCAAAAAUAUGUCAAUAUAAAAAAGGAAUAGUAGUUAUACCAAAGCCCCUACGUUGGUAUAACUUAUUUUUGAGCUUGAACAAAUUUAGUUUUAUUCAAGGUAGUAAACAUAUUUUGACAGCAUGCAUUACAUUGGUGACACAGAGGUCGGCCCUGGGGAAACCCUGUAAAAGAAAACCUUUAUUGAUGAAGAACGUUCGUCAUAAUCCACCCCCUCUUGAUUCCACAGUCCCAGCUGCAUGAUCUGAAUGCUCACAUUGCCUGUGAUCCGAGCGAUAUGACGUGAAAGGACGAAGUGACCUGUGGGUCGUGGCUUGUCGUAUAUAAUGAAACAACAAUGUGAGAAGAGGCUAACAUCAUUUGUUUUAGAUUGACUUGCUGUGCAGGUUAAACCAAUCAGAUAGGUGGGCCACUAUGGAUAUUCUAAUGGUUUCUCUGAGCAUUCAGACACAGUAACCAUGAAGCAAUUAAAGGAACAAUGAAUGAAUAAUGACAUGUUAUUUUAAUAGAUAAUUACUUCAGAUUAUGAAUAAUGGAUUUCACAUUAUUUUAUUAGCCAUUCAAUACAUAAUACAUUGAAGUUACUACAAAUUAUUUUAUUCCCCAAAUUGCAUUAAUUUUUGUUUUUAUUUACCCUAUAGCAUAAAUAUUCACCUAAUCAGUUAAUCAUUUAUUACAUCACCACACUUUUGACCAUGAUGUAAUUUCAUAAAUAGGCCGAGGUAUUUCUGUUCUGUGAUCUUCAUAUUGGACUGGGGUUUUCAACAGCAUUUAUUUAAGUGACAUUUGGUGGCCAAGCAGGACCAGAUGCUCAUACUGGAUCAUUGUCCUAAAGUUCAUGCUCUUCUUGUCCCUGACUUUUUCCAGUAUCACUGCUCAGAAACUGGAAAUACCGUCCACUUAAAUUUUUUGUUCAGCCAUGAAGAGUAAUGGUACAGAAAGAGAGAGAUAAUAAGCUUAACUCACACAUAGACAGCCAUUAAGGACUUGUUAAAUUUCCACCAGUUUAAUCCAUCAGGUGUCACAUUCAUUUGAUUAAAUCUAAGAAUAAAACUUUGAGGAAAAAACUUCAAGCUGCUUUGAUUAGUUUGGAAAUCUGACAUCUUAAAGUUUAUGUUUUAAAACUGCUGACAUUUUUAAUUCUGGACACAGUCACACUGUAUAUGGGAUCUUCACAUUUUCAUAUAUUUUGGACUUUCAUUUGUAGGUAAUGUGUGCAUUUUUUUUCUCCAGGCAUUUUAUGGACGAACAGUACAAUGUAUGAAUUAGCAGUUUUCUAAUCUACUUUAUUAUUUAAGCUCUUUCCCUUUAAGAUGGGGGUUGGUAAUUCUGGUCCUUUUGGGUCAAUAUUAUUCAUGUCUUCAGGUAUUUGAUUGCUUGAACGCACAAAUGAAAAGAGCUUUUGUCAGCUCCUGCUGUAAUGCCAUGCGUAGAAACACUUCAGGUGUUUGAUUCAGGUGGAGCAGGGGACACGUCUAAAACAUAAUGAGAACUGAAAUCCCUCCAGUUCUUCCAGCAGGUCCUAAAACAAUCUGAUAAUAGUGUGAAUACUAAUUUAAGGUUCCAGUUGAUUUUGUCCACAUCCUCUCUCAUCACAUUGAUGUAGGUGGAUUAGUGAGUGAAGUGAUUAUCUGGCUGUUUGAUCCCCAUCUCUUAAAACCCCACACUGUUCCUGACACAGUUCUGUGAAAAAGUAUUGAUAUAUCUUGAACAUCAAAUGUGGGACAUUUAAAGGUUAAAUGUAUUUUGUUGUGACUUUAUGUGAACAAGACAUAGUGCUGUGUGCCAGUCUCAAGUCUUUUGCAGCCUUUAGCAGGUUUUCCUCCAGGAUUGCACCAAUCAACUCUGACCACUUCCCCUGUCUCUGCUCAGAGGACUUUAUUAGUAGGAAAGAGUAUUUUAUUUAGUCCUAGCACAACGCACGCCACAGUGCUCAGACAGUUAUUAAGACAAAUAUUUGAAAUCUGUGUAAGUAUUAUGCCUGCAAUUAACAAUUAUUUAGUACUCAAUUAUUUAGAAUUAUUGAUUACUCAAAGUAAUCAAUAAUUCUAUUGAUUGUUCUGACGGCCAGUUGAUUAAUAUGAUAAAAGAGAUGGUCCAUUCUGCAGAUUUUUCAUUUUACCACUUAAACCUUUUUAUACAAUAGUAGAAAUAUUCAAAAUGCAAAUAAACAAAAAACCCCAAUAGUUUUUACAAAAUAAGAAAAUAAACAUUUGAUUGCCUAAAAUACAACAACAUAACAUUUCUUUAGGAAAUCUGAACUGAGGGAUUUUAGCUAAAACAUAUUUACAGACAAAGGUGAUUUCGCCUUAAAUUCAAAUGUACAUAUAUUUGGUACAGUUUGGCAUAAUUACUGCUAGAUAGCCGUAAUUAUGUAAAUAUCUAGUUUUUGUAAAGCAAAUGGCCUCUUUUGAAUCUGAAUACUCCAGUUAACUUACUUGAUUACUAAAUUAGUUCAAAAAUCUUUUCAGUAAUCAGUUAAACAAGAUAAAUUGUUGAAUUAAUUGUUUCAGCCCCAGUAAACAUCUGUCCACUUUAUGGUCCUGCAUUACUUUUUGUUGCUCUGUUGUGUAGCAUUUCAAUAAACUACAAAUAUGUUUGUUCACUAAAUGCAAAAAUGUUCAAGUUGUUUGAACAUUUUUGAAUUUGCAAGGCACAAUAUUCAGAGAGGAAUAUGUAAAUUCCUGUGGAGUGUGAUGUGUGUUGUAAAAGUUGCUGAAUAUAUGAUUAAAUAAGUGAGAAAACAUUGUAAAGUGCUUUCAAAAUAAAAUAAGGUUGAAAGAGAA